Molecule: messenger RNA, 398 nt
Organism: Staurois parvus
Lineage: Eukaryota; Metazoa; Chordata; Amphibia; Anura; Ranidae
Source: the annotation of a GenBank genome assembly
AGAGUUGCUCGGUCAUGUGAUCAGCUGUGUCCAAUCACAGCUGAUCGCAUAGGGGACAUCUAUACUGAUCAUCAGGGCACUGAUGAUCAGUGUGCCCUGAUGAUCUGUGUAGCCACAGCAGUGCCACCUGUCAGUGUCCAUCAGUGCCAGCUCUCAGUGCUCAUCUAUGUCACCUGCCAGUGCCCAUCACAUAAAUGCCACAUAUCAGUGCCUACCAGUGCACAUCAAUGCCACAUAUCAGUUGCCCAUCUGAGCUGCCUUUCAGUGUCACCAGCAGUGCCAGUCAGUGCCACCUAUCAGUGCCAGUCAGUGCUGCCUAUCAGUGCCAGUCAGUGCCGCCUAUCAGUGCCACCUAUCAGUGCUGCCUAUCAGUGCCAUAUAUGAGUGCUGCCUUUCAG